AUGCCUUUCACGCCGGGUAUGCACAUGCGCACGGGUUUCAGUGGACUUGUGUCCAGAGCCGCCGCCGGCGUCGACAAGUACAGGGUCAGUAAGCGUACCCAGGGGCACGGGACUCAGGGUGCGGCUAACAGCAACCACCACGACCGCAGGGUUGGACGUGACGAUCCGCACGGAUCUCGCAGCCAGACCAACGUUGAGCCAACCAGGAGCGUUGCUGAGAGGGUGAGGUUCAACGGCACAGCGCGCACCCGAAACAGCAUUCACAGCUUUGGCAGCACCAGGCCCAAGGCCAAGGAACAUGCCACCGGCGAGCCUUCGACCACGCCGCUGGACUCGAGCAGUCCGUCUGGCCGCGGCAGGAAGUUCGGAGACGUCCUCGAGAACCUCCAAAGCGACCCGUCCCGCUGCCAGCGCCUAGGCGACCGCAAAUACCGCAGGAGCGCCUUCAGCUUCGGCACCGUCUUCACCACGGCGCACCACACGGCGGCGGGGAAGCCCGACGACCCGGCGUACACGACCGCGACCCUCCACUGCGGCCGCGUCUACUCCAAGCACCGCAAGUUCAUCGUGGUCGAGUGCAACGAGGCGUCGUUCGUCGCGCUGCCCAUCUACACGUGCAACGGCGCGGGGCUGUCCAAAAAGUCGAGCCGCGAGAUCCCCGAGUACAUGGACGUCAUGGACCGCCGGGUCGGGAUCCCGGGGCCGGCGAACGGGGUGUACGGGCGGCUGUUUUGCGUGGCCGACGGCGAGAGCGAGGACGCGCCCGUGCUGCUGCGCGACGACCAGAUCCACCACGGCCGCGUCGGCGCCAAGGGUAACGCCUGCGUGCACCUGACGGAGCCCUUUUCGUUCCGCUACGGCGUCCGGUCGCGCAUCGAGGCCCAGCUGACCGACGACUCGGCCCAUCUGCUCCGCCAGGUGAGGGCCACCAAGAUGGCCGCCGGCAGCUUCAAGGUGCUGCAGGGCCUGGGCCCGGAUCAUCUGCUCGACCUCUUGGGGCGGAUGGUCCAGGCAGACUUUGUCGAGAAGCUCGCGCAGCUGCGAGCGGAGAGCCUGGUCAAGAUGAGGGCGCCGAACCCACUCGAAGCUGUUAAUGCCGAACUAGAAGAGGGCGAGAUCGCGUGA
Molecule: messenger RNA, 1125 nt
Organism: Pyricularia pennisetigena
Lineage: Eukaryota; Fungi; Ascomycota; Sordariomycetes; Magnaporthales; Pyriculariaceae
Exons: 1
Coding region: 1-1125 (374 amino acids)
Source: RefSeq, a predicted model, not a curated record